UCUAACAUGGCGGCGUCCUGUGUUUGGAACGUUUCUAAAGUAUGGCGAGGAAAAUCAUUUAUUCUGAAAAUUACGGCAUUGCCUUUGUUUCCGAGAGCUACGUUUUAUAGUUCUCCAAAGACUAGAAACCGACUUCUCUUCACGAUGCACAAGCGAGGCGUAUUAAAAGACUCUUUUCCCGAACACGCGUCUCAGGUUCAGCUACCACAGCUACUUAAAACGGGUGCGCAGACUGUGUACUGUGGGUUUGACCCCACCGCCGACAGCCUCCACACCGGGAAUCUACUCGCUGUUAUCGGCCUGCUUCAUUUCCGUAACGCGGGGCAUAAUGUGAUCGCACUAAUCGGCGGUGCUACUGCCCAGAUCGGUGAUCCAAGUGGCAAAACGAAGGAGAGGGAGCGACUCUCAUCUGCAGCUGUUGAGGGAAACGCCAGGAGUAUUCUGGACAGUUUAAACAGAAUAUUCACAAAUCACGAACUGUAUUUUUGCAGCGACCCAAAGAAACUAGGCACCAUAUCUAUAGUAAACAAUGCCAGCUGGUACAAAGACUGGAAUGUAGUGGACUUUUUGUCAGACGUGGGGCGACAUUUUCGAAUGGGCACUUUGCUGAGCAGGCACAGCGUCCGGUCCCGGUUAAAGAGUGCGGAAGGCAUGAGUAUGACCGAGUUCUCAUACCAGCUGUUUCAGGCUUAUGACUUCUUUUAUCUGCACCAGCUAUACGGUUGCAAGAUACAGCUCGGAGGAACAGAUCAACUCGGGAACCUAAUGUCUGGCCAUGACUUAAUUCACAAAAAGAUAGGUGAGGAGGUUUAUGGACUGACCAUUCCUCUGGUGACCACUUCAGUGGGAGACAAGCUGGGGAAGACCGCUGGCAAUGCAUUGUGGCUGAACUGGGACAAAACAUCUCCAUUUGAGUUCUAUCAGUACUUCCUCAGGCUGCCAGACAGCACAGUGGAAAGAUACCUGAAGCUGUUCACCUUUCUGCCUCUGGAUGAAGUGGAGAAGGUGAUGGAACAGCAGAGGCAGGACCCUGGAAAAAGGAGUGCCCACAAGCGUCUGGCUGCUGAGGUCACCAAGCUGGUCCAUGGGAAGGAGGGUCUGGAGAGUGCCAAAAGGUGCACCAGCGCUCUAUACCACAGCAGCCCUGAGGCCUUGGAUCAGAUGGAUGAUGCCGAGUUGAAGGAGUUGUUUAGAGGAGCUCCAUUCCAGGAGUUCUUUCUGGAUCCAGGCACCACCGUGCUGGAUGCCUGCCACCGGUGCCAGGCUAUCCCUGAAGGAGCCAGAGGGUAUGGGAUGAUAACUGAUGGUGGUGUGUGGAUUAACCACCAGAGGGAGUCAAACCCUGAACAAGUGCUGGUCCCAGGUCAGCACAUCCUUUCAAAUGGACUCAGUCUUAUCCGAGUGGGCAAAAAGAACUUCUACAUCAUCAAGUGGCUCAGUAUGUGAUUGACGUCUCCUGGCAGGAGGACAUGAGGAAGCUGCACUGAGCACAGAGUGGAUAUAGAAGAAUAGAUGAGAUGUAUCUAGAGUUUCCCAUCAAAUUAUUCUGCUCAUGUGUGUUUACACACACUUGUUUUUGCAGGCAUAUGUUCGUGACAUUGUCUCAGGAAUUAUAUUGUUCUGUUCUGAUGAGUAAGAAUUUGUUUGGGGGGGGGGGAUUAAAACAAAUUCUCCAUUUCACCACCAGAUGUCAGUAGAAUCCUUUUUUUUUUUUUUACAUUUUAAUUGACCUUUUUCUAUACGAGUUUCUCCAAAGUCUUUUCAUUAGACGAAUAAUUUAUUUAUAGUUUUUCUAAGUUCUUGUUAACUCAUUUUUUCUUCUGUAAUGAGUGGUACUACUAUAGGGAAGGAAAACAAUUUUGUAAUGAAACAUAGGGCAAUGCGUUAUAUAAGGACCCUGCAAUAAGUGGGUUAUGGGUUUAAUUAAUUGUUUUACUAUGAAUAUAAAGUAUAAAAUUUAGAAAAAAGGAAUGAGCAGAAGUGUAAUGUAGCCUAUAGUGAACAUCAAACAUAGUAAACUAAAACCUGAAUAAAGAAGUCAAAGAAUGCUGCAA
Messenger RNA from Electrophorus electricus (electric eel), 2054 nucleotides. RefSeq names its product tyrosyl-tRNA synthetase 2, mitochondrial (gene yars2). Gene Ontology annotation, cellular component: mitochondrion; cytosol. Gene Ontology annotation, biological process: tyrosyl-tRNA aminoacylation. The record is from RefSeq and is a predicted model, not a curated record. Gene Ontology annotation, molecular function: ATP binding; tyrosine-tRNA ligase activity; RNA binding. Lineage: Eukaryota; Metazoa; Chordata; Actinopteri; Gymnotiformes; Gymnotidae.